Messenger RNA from Kluyveromyces marxianus DMKU3-1042, 3183 nucleotides. It is a transcript of the gene KAP122, whose product is annotated as Kap122p. The transcript has a single exon. Gene Ontology annotation, cellular component: cytoplasm; nuclear membrane. The record is from RefSeq and is a predicted model, not a curated record. Bases 1 to 3183 code for a protein of 1060 amino acids. Lineage: Eukaryota; Fungi; Ascomycota; Saccharomycetes; Saccharomycetales; Saccharomycetaceae. Gene Ontology annotation, biological process: protein import into nucleus.
AUGGACAUUAAUCAGAUUGUGUCUCUUAUUGAAUCUUUCAAUAGCAGUCAUGAUUCGAAAGUGAUCAACGACAUUCAGAACACUUUGCAGGAACACCAGAAAUCGGACCAUGGGAUCGAUCUUGCUAAUGCACUCUUGUCCUUAGACAAUGUUUCUGCAAAUGUGAAGUACUUUGGUGCCUUGACUUAUACCGUCCAACUUACUUCAUGUUUACACAGUGAAAGCCAGUUAUGGUCUAUAUUUCAAGGAAACUUAAUCCACUUAACUCGGCUCAUUGUAAUGUACACAACACAUCCAACGGACAAUUCGAGUUUAAUAGUUACCAUAACGAAAUUAAUGUCAAAUCUUUCAUUCAUAUUCUUGACUGUGAACCAGAACAGUGAUGGUAGUAUUAAUGCUAGCAAGUUUCCGCCAUGGCAUAAUCCUGUAAAUACAUGCAUCAAAUUGUUACAGCACUGUAACGAAUCUAACUUGAACCAAUGGAAUGUAAACAAUACAGAGAUAUCACAAAACUUGAUACAAAGCAGCAUGAAUGCGGAAGUCUCUUACGCUGAACUAAUCGAAUGCAUUAAAUCUUCAGAGGCGUUAAACAAACUAGUACUAUUGUUUACCAAAGUUAUCGUCGAAGACUUGAAUAAGUAUCAGUCAAAGAGAAAUUCUAUGUCCCAAGUGUACGAGGUCGUGCAUCAGCAUUUAUACAUAAGCACGAUGGCUAUAUUAAACUAUAACUUGGAGAAUAUGAUGUCACCUAAUUUCUCUUCAGAAGUAUUCCAGUGUAUCACUUCUUGGAUUAACUAUAUUUCCAUGGCAAGAAGUGUCUCAACCCAAGGUAAUAUGGACUUGACGGAGAUAUUCAAUAACGCAAUAAACUUAAUGUGCAUAACUAAUGCCAACUCAGUAGAAUUUCCCUACUCAGAGUCUGUUAUAUCAAUAUUCGAUGAUGUAUUCUCAAAUGACCCAACUUUAAUGUCUUUUGAAAUACGUGCAAAAUUGGAGGCCAUAUUCCUUGGUGUUUCAAGGCAUUCUGUGAACUUGUCUAAUGAUUGGAUGAUGGCAUAUAUGAAUCAUUUGGUUACCAAUGGUUUGUAUGAAGACUUAAAAGUUUUGGCCUCCUGCGUCGUUGACUUCCUACAAAUUUCAAAUCUUGACGUUUGCAACAAACUAUUCACUAAUAUACACGGCGACACCGAUGAAAAUACCUUGAUGGAAUAUAUCAAAGUAUUAUUACAAUUAACAAACUUCCCAUUAGUGCCCAUUUUGCAAGAAACGUAUUCUUCUAAGAUGGUAGAGUUCUGGCUAGAUUUGGCUGAAGCGUACGGGAAUUUAUCACAAGAAUCUUUGAAACCAAAUGCCAACGAAAUUGCUGAGAAUAUCUUUAACCAAGUGGUUCAAAUAUAUUUACCAAAAAAUAGUUUAAUGAACAAACAGAAGAUUCUCGAGGAAGAUGACGACCAGUCGCUCAUCCAUGAAUUUGACGAUUUCAGAUCUGCUACACAAGAUUUAAUGGAGAUACUUUGGACUAUUUUGGGCCACAGUAAGCUUACAAUUGUGCUAAUUCAAGGGGUUGGCCAAGCAGAUACCAAUAAUGUUGAUUUAUAUCAAGUUGAGGCAAUGUCUUUCCUUUUGGCUAAGUUAUUAGAUGGUGUAAACUUCUCUCAAUCUCCAUUUAUUAGUGAUGCUAUCGGAGAAAACAAGCUAAUAGAUAACUUACUAUAUUUAUUGCAAACAGGUUGUAAGCAAAAGGAAACAACAAAAACUGCACAAAUUUUAAAGCUCGAUUUUGUGAAGGCUACAUGCACAUUGCUUGGUGUUAUGGCUACAUACUUUCAUGUUGAUUCAAAGCCGCUUGGACCUAUCGUUCAAUGUCUAUUUGAAUGUCUUGAAACUUCAAGACAAUAUAACACUGUUGAAUAUGCGAUUAAGAUGGAACUACAACUAAACAAAACAUUAUCGUUAAUAUGUGAACAUUGCAGGAGAGAAUUGAUACCUUUCUUGCCAGAUUUUAUCGUGGUAUUGCGUUCAAUUAUGUUACCAACCUCUCCAGUUUCGCACUUCACCAGAGAAAAAUUUGUCAAAUCAAUCGGUAACAUCAUCCAAAUGUGUGUUUCAGAAGGUCCAGAAGCUCAAGCUACUCAUAUUUCGAACAUGGUUGAUAUGAUCGGAGGCUUGAUGCAAAAUACUACAGACAAAUCUGAUAUGCUCUCAUUACUAUCUUGCCUUAGCGAGUUAGGUUCUGGUCUCUCACAGCUACCAGAUGACGAAGAGUUCAUCGAAAAUAACCCACAAUACUUACAGCAGUUGCCUAUCUUCCAAAGCUAUUGGCAGCAGGAUCCAAUGAGAAUAAGGGAUAAGGUGAUGCAACUAGUUCAGUAUGCAUUAUCGCAACAUGCGACGGACUCAGAAUUCGUUGAGGUGUCUUGUUUGGUAAUCGGUAAGGCUAUAUGCUUACCCGAUGAUAUACCGCACUUUUUGCGUUAUCCAUUGUCUGACAUUAUAUCAUUCCUACACUCUUGUGCUUCGAAUUGCAACUACCCUGCUGCAUUACCGUAUAUUGAAUAUCAGCUCGAAAAGGCGAUUACCGGAUUCAAAGAUGAGCUCACCCCUCAAGCCUUCGAUGAGAUUUUCAAGCAAUUCUUUUUGAACUACUAUGAAGAAUACAUCACGUCCGAUCCAGAUCUCAUCCAAUCCAUGGUUUCAUGGGUCAACUCUGUCCUUGAAUCCAAACCACACCUAGCAUUGAAGUCUCAAUACUGGUCUUCGUUCAUUGUGCCUGAGUUCCUCAAGUUCUUGCAAGCAAAGGAAAAGUUCACAAUCAGCUCUACAACUAAAUUCUGGAUCAAAACUCUAAACAAUAGAAGAUACACACAAGAGGAUACAGAAUUCAUAAACAACAUGUUCGGAUCCAUGGGGAAACAGCUUGUAUAUCAAACAAUGUACUCCUUGUUCCAUGCCCAAAGAUCAGACGUACCACAAUACGCCGAACUAAUAAGGACUCUAUUCGCCAAAUACUCUAUGCCCAUGAAAGGAUGGCUCACCGAAGUGUUGCCUGAAAUUACAGGAAAGCCCAUUACUUUCCACGAAAGGUUUAUCAACAAACUAACAGUCACACGUGCAUCCAGAGCAACAAGUAACAUCGUGCUCGAAUGGUGGUUGGACUGUAAUGGUCUUCCAAGUCUCCAAUGA